GCGGAGCGGCGCGGACGAGUCAUAGUCGACGAGAACGCCUCGUCCGAUGCAGCGAGCGAUGGCGUGUGUGCUGGUGGUCGUCAAGUCGACGGCGGCUUGCUAGCAGCGGUGUGCGUGCGAGUGUGCCCUGCGCGCCCAGUGCGAAGAUGCCGGACGCGGAAUAGUUGACGGGCGAUGCGAACAUUGUGCGGACAGUGUGACAGUGCGAGUGCCCAUCGGCGCGGCGGUGCGCUUGGCUAGGAAAAGCGGGAGCAGCGAAUCGACGCGGGACCCAAAUGGCCCAACAACAACUUGUGCUGCAUUCGCCAGCGGGGGCCGAUCCCGUCACCUACAACUGGCCGCUCACCUCGGGGCGCGGAAACGAUCGUCACGAUGGCGCGGUGGAAAUUGUUGAUACCAUGAGAUGGGUGUCUGAGGAUUUGCCUGACUUGAAGCAGACUUUAGACAACCACAUACUCAUCAACUUCGAUACCAAGUGCUAUGAUAGUAUGCGAGCGCUAUGCGAACGUUUCAACAAGGCGAUGGACUCGCUGGUCGCCCUCGAGAAGGGCACCUCGCUGCCGGCACAACGCCUCAACAAAUAUCCAAGCCGUGGAUUACUACGGCACAUUCUCCAGCAGACUUAUAAUCAAGCUGUGACUGAUCCUGAUAAACUAAAUCAGUAUGAACCAUUUUCACCUGAGGUUUACGGUGAAACAAGUUAUGAGCUCAUAAGUCAAAUGAUAGACCAGAUCGACAUCACCGCUGACGAUGUCUUCAUUGAUUUGGGCUCCGGUGUGGGUCAAGUGGUCCUGCAGAUGGCCGCGGCCACACCGUGUAAGAUCUGCCUGGGCGUGGAGCGCGCCGAUGUGCCCAGCAGGUACGCCGAGUCGAUGAAUCGUAACUUUCGCGCGUGGAUGCAGUGGUACGGCAAAAAGUACGGCGAUUACAAACUGAUGAAGGGCGACUUUCUCAGCGAGGAGCAUCGCGAAAAAAUCAACUCCGCCAGUAUAGUGUUCGUGAAUAACUUUGCCUUCGGCCCGAAUGUCGACCAUCAGCUCAAGGAGCGUUUCGCGGAUCUGAAAGAUGGUGCGCGCAUUGUCUCAUCGAAAAGCUUCUGCCCGCUGAACUUUCGCAUCACCGAUCGGAAUCUGACUGAUAUCGGUACGAUAAUGCACGUGUCGGAAAUGUCACCGCUGCGCGGUUCGGUCUCCUGGACGGGGAAGCCAGUUUCCUACUAUUUGCAUAUUAUCGAUCGCACCAAGCUGGAGUGUUACUUCCAGCGGCUGCGAUCGAAGGGUAAAAACGGUACUGUCCCCGAAGAGGAAUCCAAUCAGUCGGCGAAUAAUGAACGGCGCAUGCGGGAUAAGACCCGCCGGGAGAUGUCGAAACAAAUGGCGCAGGAUUCCUCUUCAGAUUCGGACUUCUUUGAUCUGGACGGGAAUUAUGGGCCGACGACGCGUCGCGCGUGGAGUGAUUGGUGUUCGAAUUCAAAUCGUGGCAAAAGCAGCGCUAGUGAAGAAGAGGAUUCCGGGAAAGGUAAAGCGCGACAGACGAAGAAGUUAAGAAGGAAGAUAUCGCGAGGAACUAAAGCUGGGCAGACAACGCCGCCGAAAGUAUUGAAUAAAGCGCGGCGCGGACGUGUCAAGAAGACCAAACCGAAGAAGGCGUUGAAAAUCAACGGUUUGGAUCUGCUGCAUUCACAAACGCUACUAAGUACAUCGCCACAAGCUAACGGAAAGAAACUGCCACCGCCACCUGGCUGUGUUGAUCAGCAAUUAACUGCCUUAAGCACUGAUAUGGUGCACGACGAACUGGACAUACCCCCGAUACCCGGCAACACACCAUACGCCUUACAGAUCCUCUUGGACAUGUACCGCAUGCAGUAUAUGAAUAUGAUUGAGCAAAUGAAGUCGCCUUCGUAUAAACACACGAUCCAACAGCAGAUUAACGAAGAGCGGGAGCGUAAUCAACGCCUGCAGAAUCGCGCUGCGCAGUUGGAGAAACAAAUCAAGGUGUUGAUUGAUGAUAGUGUAGCGUUGCUCAAAGCGCGCAUGAGUGAAUUGGGGAUUAAUGCAUCAUCACCGGUGGAUUUGCUUGCGAAAGCCAAGGAGAUUGUGUGCAGGCAUAAAGACUUACAAGCGAAGGCCAGUAAAUUACAAGUACAGGUUACCAACUUGGAGGAGAAGCAGAAAUCGUUGGUGGUUGAAAGACAGCAGGAGAUUACAGAUAAAUACGCGAAGCAAGAGCCUGGCAGGGAGAUGAAUCCGCGUGUUGCUGAAGAAUGUAUAUUGAGGGAGAUUUCAUCUACGCUUGCGCACAGGAAAAAGUUGCAUAGUCAGGUGAGCAUGCUGGAAGGUGAAGUUGUAAGUUUAGAGAAAAGUAAUGAAGAUCGCAAAGCGGCGCAGGCGACGAUGCUUGCACGACAACAAGCUGCAUCUGCAGGUAAACAGCGUAAAUCACGUGAUUAUCGUACACGAUCACAAGAUUGGCCUGACGUGCCUGAUAUCGCGAAGAUCGAAGAACAAAACCCGGAGAUUCUCGCGCAGAAAAUUCUUGAAAAAGGUAGGAUGAUCGAAGCAAGUCGACAGAUCUCUGGUAAACAAACACCGCUUAUUAAUCCUACGAAACAAUCAAUGAAUAAUCAACGCGAGAGAGGUAGAAAUCCAGCUGCUAUGCCUGCACCAGUACAAGCCAAACGGCCUAAGACGAAUUCACGAAGUAGUAGCGGUAGUAGUGCUAACACCAACACGAAUACGAGUAGUAAUAACAGUCAGGAACCUCCGCGAAUAGCCAACUUCGAAGACCGUUUGAAGAGUAUCAUCACCUCGGUGCUGAAUGAAGACCAACAGGUACGUGCGGCGAAUGCCGCGACGCCUGGCAAGAUGCAAAUGAUCAGCCCGAGUUAUCCUGCGCCUGCGACAGCUGCAACCCAUCAACCACCACCGCAACUACGACCAGAGCAACAUGCAUACAUGUACAAAGGGUUGCCACCCAACGAAGACCGGAAAUAUCCUCCGAAAUUACAACAGGAAGUUCCUGGUGGGAAUCAUGGUGAUACCUAUGAGCAUGAUGUACAUCUGCCGAGGAUAUCUCCGCUGCAUUUGAAAGUACAACGAGAUGGACCCGAACAACCUGAUUAUACACAAGUGUCACCUGCGAAGUUAGCGCUGAGGAGGCAUUUAUCACAGGAGAAACUAGCUGCGCAGAUUGCGCCGCAUCCAGCCACUACACCCGGCGCGGUAUAUCCUACCCAACCGGAAAAUCUCGUCGCUACCAGGACAAUAGGUGAUCUUAUGUCUGGGGAAAUUGAAAGAACUUUAGAGAUUUCAAAUCAAAGCAUUAUUAAUGCUGCGGUUACAUUGUCUACACGUGCGGUUGUAACCACAAACGCGCCUAGACCAGAACGUGUCACUGUAAAAGCACCUGCAGAUUUACCUCCAGCGAGUAAAGAUGUAACAAAUGCGGGUAGUGAACAAGGGCGACAGGUGUACAGCCCCAUCUCGCGGCCGUCUUCAGCUGAAGGUUUGGAAGGAUUGGCAUACAUGCAUCCACACGCGAAAGUCUCCAGUAUGUACAGUAGUGCGCAAGCGCAGACGCAUCCUGCUCAACCCGCAAGCAAUUCGCAGUUUUCACCCCGGACGACUGUGUUAUACCAGACGCAGCCGCGUUGUUACGAACAGUACACACCUCUCCCUCGUGCGGAUAUAAAACCGUAUCACGAAUCAUAUUUCGCUGAUGUUAAACCAGCAGUCGAGGAACAGCGGCGUAAUUUUAUCCCUGAAGGAUUAGCGGCGCGUGUGUUAAAUGGCACGCCUAUAAAGGAAGAGGUUGAUGAGCGAUUGGAGCGCACUGAGAGGGCGGAGCGAAGGUAUGCGCCGUACCCGGAGAUCAAGACUGAAACUGGCAACGAGUACAAGCGAGAGUCGCCGAUCAUACAAGGACCUCUCCGAACGCUGAGUCGAUCGUCUACGUAUUCAUCGGAGAGCAAAGGCAGCUCCAGGGAGCGAUCGAAUGAUCGCGGCCAUCAUCAUCAUCAUCGACAUCGAGACCGCGAGGAUCCCGGCGGGAAGCAGUUGGUGGAAGCACCGACUGUGGCGCCACCUGCGCCUGUUGAGAUCGAGGCGAUCGAAGAGGAAGGCGAAGAAUCAAAAUGGCAGGAUCGCAUCAGUUCUGGUUUUGAUCGUCUUGUUGCAUUCGCCUCUACAGAGCUGGAUAAACGACGGAGGUCAACAGAAGGCACAGAUAGUUGCAACACGUCGCCUGAUUCUGGUAUUGGUCACGGUGAUCCACCGCCUGCGCCAUUACCGGCUGUAGUUCCACCUUUACCCGCAUUACCACCACAACCACCAGCGAAACAAAUCAAACUCAACCCCAAACCAACACUAUUCAAAUGUUCCAGUAAACGCGACGAACACGAACAAGAUGAUGGCAGAUGUCCACCGAGGACACCAUCACCAGGCUCCUCCCCGCAACAAACGCAUUACAGCCACAGUUCGAUAAGUAACGUUGCGCCACCUGUACAAACAGCGCAACGCGAUAAAAGCCCAAGUCGUAACCCAGCACUGAUGAAAUAUCAACGCCAUCAGCCCGAAGAAAAGAAAUCCAAACCAGACGCGCACUUUAAAAAGAAAUUCUACUAUCGAGAGCAAUGGCGGGACGAUGGCUGGCAACGGCCAUCACGCCAGCAAUCAGGGGCGGGGCCUCCGGAUGAAACGCGUUUCAAGCCCAAGGGCAAGGACUGGAACUGGCACAGUAAGGACGAAUGGCACUGUAGGUAUAACUAGACGAGAGAGCGUGCUCUUUCUCAUUCGAUUUCAUUAAAAUCACAUUAAUUUAAAUCUAAUUAAAUAAUUGUGUAAAUAUUCAAUUCGGCGGUAGUUGGAACGCGGUCGCAGACAUAACCUGUAUUAUUAGACUGUAAAGUUGUGUUCAAUUUUUAGGCAAAGGAUCUAACCAGAAAACUAUCUAUUAUAUUAAUAUAAUAUUAAUAAUCUAUUCGGGCCACCAUUUUAAAAUUAUGUAUGACGCAUGUAAUAAUUUUGUACAAAAAGAAGUAAUUUAUUGGAUGGAGGACGGCUAAGAUGUAAAAUGUUAAGCAACGGCCAGGCCCGCGAUUAGAGAAAUUUUAAUUAAUGAAUUAUAACGAAACACUGCCUUGGAAAACAAAGUUUUUCAUCGCAUGACUCGCGAGAUGGGUCAUUUAAAUAAUCGUCAUGACACAAUUGACUAUAUUGACUACAUAUACCCUAUGUAAUAAUCAUGUUCAUUUUCGAUGCGACAUUGUAUAUUUGCGAUUGGAACCAUGCUUUAUGUUUAUAUCUCGAUCAGUAACAUUGUACACUGCCAUUUACAGCCCCGAAGUUUUCACACCAACAACAACAACAACCAGAAAAUAAUGUCAAUAGAGCGGAUAAGAUGAGAUGAGAACGCAUGUGUAGUCAAAUUGUAAGCGCGCACUUGUAAAUGUUUUGAUUUCGAUUUUACAUUUGUUGUUUAUGUGUAUUUUUGUGUACGUACGAAUUAUGUAAUGUUACGUUUUUUUUUUCUUCUCUCGCCCACUUCGGUAUAUGUUUGUUUCUCUUGUAGUGGCUGCGCAGCGCGGACGAAUGUUUUAUGUUAACUCUCGGUAGAUUUGUAACUCGAUAAGCAAUUUAUUUUCUGUUUAUUUAUGUACAUUGCGGCUCGACAAGUCGGCAAUUUGUUUGUUAUUAUAUUUUUCGGUUGGAUUCUUCGUUCGCAAAUAAUUUCGGGAAUGUAUGAAAUGCAUUAAAUACAAAUUCAAACAAAA
Dalotia coriaria is the source of this 5770-nucleotide messenger RNA. RefSeq names its product DOT1 like histone lysine methyltransferase grappa (gene gpp). The record is from RefSeq and is a predicted model, not a curated record. Gene Ontology annotation, molecular function: histone H3K79 methyltransferase activity. The transcript has 6 exons. Lineage: Eukaryota; Metazoa; Arthropoda; Insecta; Coleoptera; Staphylinidae. Gene Ontology annotation, cellular component: nucleus. The coding region runs from base 276 to 4766 and encodes 1496 amino acids. Gene Ontology annotation, biological process: DNA damage checkpoint signaling; DNA repair; regulation of transcription regulatory region DNA binding.